Molecule: messenger RNA, 3575 nt
Organism: Conger conger (European conger)
Lineage: Eukaryota; Metazoa; Chordata; Actinopteri; Anguilliformes; Congridae
Product: ERC protein 2-like
Exons: 19
Coding region: 279-3575 (1098 amino acids)
Biological process (GO): regulation of synaptic plasticity; neuromuscular synaptic transmission; maintenance of presynaptic active zone structure
Cellular component (GO): cytoskeleton of presynaptic active zone
Molecular function (GO): structural constituent of presynaptic active zone
Source: RefSeq, a predicted model, not a curated record
AGAGUGUCUGCGGCCCAAUGGAAGGACAGGUCGAGAAUGCUGGGAAUGUUGAGUGAAGCCUGGAAGCCAGUGUGGCUGUGAUGGGUGAAGAACUGACAUUAUAAAGGCUCUACUUUCAAGGUGCAUUGGACAGGGUGAAGAAUGCUGUAACCAAGAGUAGGAGGGUGCAACAUAAAUCUGUAACAUAACACAGGUUCCUACCCUGAGCCUCAUCUCAUCAGCAUCAGGAAAACAUCUCUCCCCGUGAAUAACUGAAGGGCACAGAAAACCCACCCACCAUGUAUGGAAGUGCGAGAACAGUCGGGCAUAUGGAGGGCAGUCCUGCAAGGUCCCCUCGCUUGCCCCGGUCUCCCCGACUCGGGCACAGGAGAGCCAACAGUGGCAGCGGGGGAGGUGGUGGUAAGACGCUGUCCAUGGAAAACAUCCAGUCUCUGAAUGCCGCCUAUGCCACCUCCGGACCCAUGUACCUGAGCGACCACGAAGGGGUGGCCUCCACCACCUACCCGAAGGGCACCAUGACGCUGGGCCGGGCCACCAGCCGGGCCAUGUACGGAGGCCGGGUCACGGCCAUGGGCAGCAGCCCCAACAUCGCCUCCGUGGGCCUGCCCCACCCCGAGAUCCUCUCGUACGGAGACAUGUCCAUGCACCACCACCCCCAGCACCAGGUGCCCGCGGCCCUGCGGCAGGUGCGGGACAACGCCAUGCUGGACCUGCAGUCCCAGCUCAAGGACAUGCAGAGGGAGAACGAGCUGCUCCGCAGGGAGCUGGACGUCAAGGACGGCAAGCUGGGCUCCUCCAUGAACAGCAUCAAGACCUUCUGGAGCCCUGAGCUGAAGAAGGAGAGGGUGAUGCGGAAGGAAGAGGCCUCUCGCACGUCAGUCCUGAAGGAGCAGAUGAGGGUCACCCACGACGAGAACCAGCACCUUCAGAUGACCAUCCAGGCCCUGCAGGAUGAACUGCGCACGCAGAGGGACCUGAACCACCUCCUCCAGCAGGAGAGCGGUAACCGCGGCGUGGAGCACUUCACCAUCGAGCUGACCGAGGAGAACUUCCGCCGGCUGCAGGCCGAGCACGACCGGCAGGCCAAGGAGCUCUUCCUCCUGAGGAAGACCCUGGAGGAGAUGGAGCUGCGCAUCGAGACGCAGAAGCAGACGCUGAACGCGCGCGACGAGUCCAUCAAGAAGCUGCUGGAGAUGCUGCAGAGCAAGGGCCUGCCGCCCAAGUCCAUGGAGGAGGAGGGGGAGCGCAACCGCCGGAUGGUCGAGGCCGAGUCGCAGGUGGGCCACCUGGAGGUCAUCCUGGACCAGAAGGAGAAGGAGAACCUCCACCUGAGAGAGGAGCUGCACCGGAGGAACCAACUGCAGCAGGACCCGGCGAAGACCAAGGCGCUCCAGAGUGUCAUAGAAAUGAAGGAUACCAAAAUUGCAUCUCUUGAGAGAAACAUAAGGGAUCUUGAGGAUGAGAUUCAGAUGCUGAAGACGAACGGAUUGCUAAAUACUGAAGACCGGGAGGAGGAGAUCAAACAGAUGGAGGUCUACAAGAACCAUUCCAAGUUUAUGAAAAAUAAGAUUGACCAGUUGAAGCAAGAACUGUCAAAAAAGGAAUCAGAACUCCUUGCCUUACAAACAAAGCUUGAGACGCUGAACAAUCAGAACUCGGACUGCAAGCAACACAUUGAGGUGCUGAAAGAGUCUCUCACUGCCAAAGAACAGCGAGCGGCCAUCCUUCAGACAGAGGUUGACGCUCUGAGAUUGCGGUUAGAAGAAAAAGAAUCAUUCCUCAACAAGAAGACCAAACAACUCCAGGACCUUACGGAGGAGAAGGGGACGCUGGCUGGGGAGAUCAGGGACAUGAAAGACAUGCUGGAAGUCAAGGAGAGGAAGAUUAACGUCCUUCAGAAAAAGAUCGAAAACCUCCAGGAGCAGCUCCGAGACAAAGACAAACAGCUGACCAACCUGAAAGACCGAGUCAAGUCACUACAGACGGACUCGAGCAACACAGACACUGCCCUCGCUACACUGGAAGAAGCUCUGUCUGAAAAGGAAAGAAUUAUCGAACGGCUGAAGGAACAGCGGGAGCGUGAAGACCGGGAGAGGCUAGAGGAGGCUGAAUCCUAUAAGAAGGAAAACAAGGACCUGAAGGAGAAGGUUAACUCUCUGCAGGCUGAGCUGACUGAGAAGGAGUCUAGUUUAAUUGACUUGAAAGAACAUGCGUCAUCUUUAGCUUCGUCUGGCCUGAAAAAGGACUCCAAACUCAAAUCCCUGGAGAUUGCCAUAGAGCAAAAGAAGGAGGAGUGUAGUAAGUUGGAAACACAAUUGCAAAAGCAAGCAGAGCACUUGUUCAAUCAGACGACUAAAAGUCCAACUCCAAACAGGAGUGACGGGAAACAAGCGGCGCACGAAGCAGAGGAAGUGGCGAGGACGAACCCAGAGUUUGUCGACAAGGUGAAGCACCUGGAGAAAGAGGUAGCUUACUACAAAGAUGAGUCUGGAAAGUCCCGCGCUGAGGUGGACCGGCUCCUGGAGAUUCUCAGGGAAGUGGAGACGGAGAAGAACGACAAGGACAAGAAGAUAGCUGAGCUGGAAAGACAAGCAAAGGACCCAAACAAGAAGGCGACUAACAUCAAGCACAACCAGCCAGUGGAGAAGAAACCAGGCCUGACAGACAGCGGUCAGCACCUACAACUGGAAGAGCUGAUGAACGCCCUGGAGAAGACCAGGCAGGAGCUGGACGCCACGAAGCAGCGCCUCUCCUCCACCCAGCAGUCCCUGUCCGAGCGGGACGGCCACCUCACCAACCUGAGGCAGGAGCGCCGCAAACAGCUAGAGGAGAUCCUGGAGAUGAAGCAGCAAGCCCUACUGGCUGCAAUCAGUGAGAAGGAUGCCAACAUCGCCUUACUGGAGCUAUCUGCGUCCAAGAAGAAGAAGACCCAGGAGGAGGUGAUGGCGCUGAAGAGGGAGAAAGACCGGCUGAUGCACCAGCUGAAGCAGCAGACUCAGAGCCGGAUGAAGCUGAUUGCGGACAACUACGACGAUGACCACCAUCCUCCUCAUCACCUUCAUCAUCCCCACCACCCUCACCCCCAACACCCUCAACAUGUCCAACACCCCCACCCCCAACACAGCCCCCGCACCCACACCACCGUGGCCCCGCCCGUGGCCCCCCCCAUACCAACCACCGUCCUUCUCCUGAUCAGCCGCACUUGUAAAGGGUACAUUCAGCAGCGGAUUAGCCCCAGCGAGGGAGUCGCUUCGUCUUACACGCGCGUUGCCAAGUGGGGCUCUCUCUUCCUCCGCCUGCUUGGCUGUCCCGCACUAUGUGAGGGCUGUAAUGGAGAAUCGCUCAGAGCGUGGUUUCGCCCCAAGUCCCUUGUCCCACAAACCCUGAGAGCGAAAUUCAAUGUGGUUCUUUAUGCACGCGUGGAAUCGAGGUGCAGCCAGGAGGUCCGGGCCCAGCACGGCACUUCACAAGUGCAGAACCAGGGCCGCUGUCCCCAGAGCUCUGAAAAAGGGCUGACAGGGGUUUCUUUUAGCACGUCGUCUUCCCCGAAACAGGAGACGCCGUGCCAAGCAUAA